UGUACGUCCACCAGAUGUUUACAACCCGAUCGGAUCAGACACGACCAGACUAGAAGUCGGAAGUUGUAAUUACAAAGUAUUUCAGAAAUUUACAUGAAUUAACAUCUGUAAUAAUCUCAUUUUGUUUUAAAAAGUGAGUUCUUAUCGUGUCUUACGGCUAGUAGCUUGGGUCAGAAGAGUCGUACGGAUUGUCGUCGUUUUCAGUCUGAAAUGAAUAAUGAAUUCAGAAACUUUGAUAGCUCUUGUACAUUCGUCUCCUGAAAUUUGGGAUGCUAGCCACACAAAUUAUUCGAAUAAGAGUAAGAAGUUAAAAGCCUGGGUGUCCAUUGCAGAAAAACUUGGCGUGACAGUCGAGACGGCGAAAUCACGAUGGACCAAUCUUCGCGAUUUGUUCCGCCGGGAACUGAAGAAGACUCUCAAAGUAGUGAAGGAGACGGGCGACCCGAAUGCUCAUGAACCUCGCUGGAGGCACUUCAAAUCCAUGCUGUUCCUCAAGGACCAGAUAGUGAAGGACGACAUUUCCAGCUGUCUUCAGUACGACGAAUCCCUCUACCCUCAAACCAUUCUAGAAGAUGAAUCCGGCGCAAGAAUCGAGGAUGACAGUUUUGUCGAGGACUCCAAUUCCAACCCGAGCUACCAGGAAAAAGCAAUUGUGGCGUCUUCAACCAAGAAAAGAGCUAAAGACGGCAUCGAAGAUCACCAACAACCUUACAGCAAGAGACACCACUGGGAAGUGGCGGGGGGCUACGGGAAUUACGAAGAUUGCACCCCCAGGCCUCUCAAUGAGAUGGACGAGGAUUAUCAUUUCCUCAUGAGUAUUCUGCCGUCCGUCAGGAGGAUCCGACAAGACAGGAAAACCAGUUUCAAGAUGAAGGUGUUGCAGCUCAUUUUGGAAGAAGAGAAUGUGGAAUCUGAAGGAACUUAGUGGUUAGGGGAUGGGGAUGAACACCUGCAUCAUAUUUAUAAUUGUUGUUGUACAGUUAUAUUUUAUAUCUUCGAACCUUCAUAUCAUGUAUUUGCUCCUUUUGUCAUAUCAUAUACCUUAGCUCUCUUGCAUCAGUGACUUGGCGUUUGUUUGUAAAUAUGAAGGGGUGUUGAUUAAUGGACUGCAACCCUCCUUAUUUUUUUCUUUAAUAGUGAUUCCCACCGUUUAAUAGUGACUCUUACUUCUGAAGGAUGAGCUAAUCCUCUCAAUAGUACAAGGAAUAUAUGUUGGAUUAAAAAUUCGUUCAGAAUCUAUGUAACAUUCUUUUUAUUAUUUAUGUAAUUAUAAAGUUCCCACUAUGUUCUGAGA
This is a messenger RNA of Argiope bruennichi, 1294 nucleotides long. RefSeq lists its product as uncharacterized. The transcript has 3 exons. The record is from RefSeq and is a predicted model, not a curated record. The coding region runs from base 218 to 925 and encodes 235 amino acids. Gene Ontology annotation, biological process: regulation of transcription by RNA polymerase II. Gene Ontology annotation, molecular function: DNA binding. NCBI's taxonomy places the organism in Eukaryota, Metazoa, Arthropoda, Arachnida, Araneae, Araneidae. Gene Ontology annotation, cellular component: nucleus; transcription regulator complex.